This is a messenger RNA of Grus americana (Whooping crane), 3916 nucleotides long. It is a transcript of the gene TTPA, whose product is annotated as alpha tocopherol transfer protein. Gene Ontology annotation, molecular function: phosphatidylinositol bisphosphate binding. The coding region runs from base 63 to 1268 and encodes 401 amino acids. Lineage: Eukaryota; Metazoa; Chordata; Aves; Gruiformes; Gruidae. The transcript is spliced from 5 exons. Gene Ontology annotation, cellular component: membrane. The record is from RefSeq and is a predicted model, not a curated record.
AAGAUGGUUUAUUUUCCCCCGAAGGGCAGGCCACCGUGCUGAGCGGUUUGCAGCGGACCGGGAUGACCGGCGGGCGGUGCGGCACCCCCUGCCCCCGCCCGGACACCAUGGCCGCGGGGUCUCCCUGCCGGGGGGGGGCCUUUUUGGAAAUGCGAGCGAAAAACAAGAGAUGGGUCUAUAUUCUAAACACUGGCAAAGUCCAUAAAAGUGAAGAAACGACCCCAAAAGAUGAACCGUCGCAGCCGGGCCGGCUGGGGACGCGGCACACCUGCCUCCUCCCCUUUCCCCGUCGGUCCCGGGAGGGUGCUCAGGGGUUAAGCCCCGCCGGGGGCGGAGGCAGCCCGACAGGGCUCCGCCGCGAUUUGGUUUCCAAUGGGACCAGCGAGGCGGCGGGGCUGAGCGCGGUCGUUGCCUUAGAGCCGGCCGGUGGCGGGAUGUCGCAGGGGCCUCCGGCCGCGGCGCGCCUCAACGACCUGCCCGACCACUCGUCGCGGGUGCGCAGCGCUAUCGCCGAGCUGCGGCGGCGGGCGGAGGCAGAAGCCGGCCAGUACUGGCCACAGCCCCUCUCCGACUCCUUCCUGGUGAGGUUCCUGCGCGCCCGAGACUUCCACCUGGACCUGGCCUGGAGGUUACUGAAGAAUUACCAGAAGUGGAGAAUUGAAUGCCCAGAAGUAAGUGCGGAUUUACAGCCAUCUUCUGUUCUUGGCCUUCUGCAUGCCGGCUAUCAUGGAGUCCUCAGAUCAAGGGAUCCACAUGGAAGCAAAGUCCUAAUAUACAGAAUUGGACAAUGGGAUCCCAAGUUAUUUACAGCAUAUGAUGUGUUUCGUGUAAGUCUCAUCACAUCUGAACUCAUUGUAAAGGAGAUUGAGACUCAGCGGAAUGGAGUCAAGGCUAUCUUUGAUCUUCAAGGGUGGCGAUUUGCUCAUGCAUUUCAAAUCAGUCCAGCAGUGGCCAAGAAAAUUGCUGCUGUGCUCACAGAUUCCUUUCCACUAAAAGUUCGAGGUAUCCACUUGAUUAAUGAGCCUUUAUUCUUCCACCCAGUCUUCGCUCUAAUUAAGCCUUUUCUCACUGAAAAAAUAAAGGAACGGGUGUAUAUGCAUGGAAAUAACUACAUGCAGAGUCUGACCGAACACUUCCCGGUCAGCAUUCUCCCACAGGAAUAUGGGGGGGAGGAAGUCUCCAUUGAAGAGCUGGCCAAGGAGUGGACUGACUUUAUAAUGGCAUCUGCAGAUUAUCUUCAGAGCAUUUCUCUGGUUGCCCAGGAAUAACCUUAUUACAGUAUUAUAUCGAUUCUUGAACACUGGAAAUGGAAAUAAGUUUAGUACAAAAUCUUUCAUGUAAGCUUGAAAUUAUUGUAAAUGAAACCAGUAUGUCUUUGCAGGGCACUGAGUCUUAUAUUGACUGCACUUUUGUGCUAACUGGAGUCUAUCAGUACGUAUGUCUGAAGAGAUUAAUGAAUCCUAGAUAGUUGCAAUACUGUUUGUAAUUGAUUAACUUGCCUGCCAAGAAGCUGAAUAGUUUGUUGGAUAUCAGAGAUUGAUACUGCUCCUCUUAAGUCUUUGGAGACAACUCAUCUGUAAUAAUGCAGUCCAGAACCUUAUGCUUCGCUCUCGUAUCUUGGCUUCUCAAGACAAUAGGAUACAAAAAAGAACAGACCAUGAAUGGGGUAGACUAGUUUGUUGCGGAAGUGUGACUACAAGCUUAAUUUACAAGGGGUGAGAAGUGACUGCUUUUUGGAUUGAUUCUCAGGGAAAACAGCACGUUGAAAAUUCAUCAGCAAUAGCGAGACAUUUGUGUCAAUCUUUGUGCUGCUUGCACAGCUUCCCUUUUUGUGCUAAUUAACACCAUAGUGUGGACCAUAGUCCAAUUUUGUAGAGGAAGAUAGGGAAAACACCGUGUACCUGUUCUUCAAAGGACAGGAUGAAUCAGGCGAAGGAACUGGUAAGAGAGUCAAAACAACCUUGAAAAUUCUGAUUUUCUUUCUUCAAAGAGAUACUGUCUAUGGACAAGCUAUAAGCAACUCAGAUUAUGAUCACCUUUAGUUCCUGCUGUAGCGCACUACAGAGGUCAAGAGCUCUUAGAUGUUUGCAGUAUGUACUUGUUUUGGAGGGUGAAGUAGAUUAACCUUUGUGGAUCUGAACUUUAGAAAUAUCUGUGGUGUGGCUUAAGGGUGCUUGUAGGUCUCCUUGGACCUCAGCGUAGGAGAUGCUGGGUAUCUUUAGUUUAUUUUCAGAAAAAUAAUUGGCAACUCGCCAGUCUGUCUUCUGUUGGGUGUUGGAAGAAAUUAUUUUUAAUUUCUGUUGAGCUCUCUUUAUUUCUGUAGGGGUAAUGAAAAAAACCUGAAACCAGAUUUUUUUUUUUUUUGAGAACAUGAUUUAGAUAUGAACACUGCAUGUGUAAAAGCUAUUACUCACAUUACAUAGCAGUAUCAUCCAGCAAUCCCCAGUAUUUAAUAAUCUAAAACAUUAUUUUACUUUUCACUCAGCAUUUUGUUAAAAUCUCUGUUAGUACACCAACUGCUAAUUUGCCCAAUUUUUAACUCUGUUUUGUAAUAAGCCAGGGGUCUUUGCUUAAGCAUUAUAUGUUGAAGCAUUCCGUAUGAAUCUUUGUAUAAAUGAAUCCAAACAAAUACUUUGUUUCUCAGGUAGCUAGAAAUGCUAACUUCAGUUAUUUUGGAAUCUUUAGGACAUUGGGAUGUUAUAUUAAUGUAUGCUUAAGGCAGAGAAAUGAGAGUAUCCUGUUAAAUCAUAAAUGUCUUAUUUUAGAUUAUCAUUAAUACUGCAUUAUUGCAAAAGCCAUUGGAAGGUGUUCUUUAUUAGCAAGAGGAAGAUCUAUGAAAGGCCCAUAGAGUACUUGUUGGUUGUAAUUUCUUCUGCUGUGGUAAGGUCAGUGCCAGAUACAAAAUUCUUUCAAAACUGACAAGGACUCAUCCCCCCUCCUCCCCCAAUUCCCUCAUUUUCUCAAGUUCAUUUUCAUUCUUCUCUUUCAAGAUAUCUUUGAUAUGGAGCCUAAAUUUAAAGAAACAUUUUUCAGAUACAUUUUCAUAGAUUUCAUGUAUCUUUUUUCUCACAUAGAACUAUUUUGUGAUGUGAUUAAAGCUCCUUAAAUAGAGGAGUUCAGUGAAGUGCUAAUUCUUAUUUAUAAGAAAAUAAACUAAGUAGUCAGGCAUCUGGCAAUUCAAGUGUGCAACUCAAGUUCCAAAUCACUUACAAAGUGGAGAACUAAAGUUAUUGCCUUAAUUUUAUGCUCCUUCAAUUGAAUGUAAACCGCAUAAAGGAAUGAACUGUGUUUGAGUGAAUGGGAAAAUUCAAACUUUUCCUGUGAAACCAGUCUCUAAUUGUUGCUGGUUUAUGUUUCAGAGACUUCAUUUGAUUGUGUAUGUAUAUGCACAUGGACAAAAUUUAGCUGAGUUUUUAAUCUUCAUUUAGACUAAACCAACUCUAUGAAUAUAAAGUCCUAAAUGUCUUCAAAAAUAUCAUGAUUCUACUGUUAAAUGGUAGCGUGUAUGCAUAGCAAGUUAGAGCACCAAGUGCAGUUAUUCUUAAUGAAAUGUUAAUUAUUUUUUUAAUGUUUACAUGUUACAUAGAAGGUAGGAACUCUAUGUAAGUGACAAUUGCGGUUGCUGCUAAUAAUGACAGAAAAUAAUUGGGAAAUUUGCAUAAUGAAUGGCAGGGGUGGUGCUAUGAUGGGUGGUGGUAGGGCAGCUUUGAGCUGCAGUCAACAGAACAAAGUAAAAAUCUUUAAGUGCAUUAUUCUUCUCUAAGAAUAUCAGGAGUGCCUCUAAAAAAAAGAAAGUUGCUGUUAAACGAUGCAAAUAUAAUUUACUACUGACUAUAAGCACAAUGUAAUGUACAAUUAUUUUUAAUUUUUUACGCAUUAACAUCAUUACAUAAAUAAAACUUUUCUAGUCGCACCA